This is a messenger RNA of Branchiostoma floridae (Florida lancelet), 4793 nucleotides long. Its product is annotated as transcription factor 7-like 2. The coding region runs from base 313 to 1989 and encodes 558 amino acids. NCBI's taxonomy places the organism in Eukaryota, Metazoa, Chordata, Leptocardii, Amphioxiformes, Branchiostomatidae. The record is from RefSeq and is a predicted model, not a curated record. Gene Ontology annotation, biological process: canonical Wnt signaling pathway; regulation of transcription by RNA polymerase II. Gene Ontology annotation, cellular component: beta-catenin-TCF complex. Gene Ontology annotation, molecular function: RNA polymerase II cis-regulatory region sequence-specific DNA binding; DNA-binding transcription factor activity, RNA polymerase II-specific. The transcript is spliced from 12 exons.
UUCUACGUUUCCUAAAAGCCAAAUAGGCGUAAAUCCGCGCAGAUUUCUCGGAGAGACCGUGUCUGUUCCGCGGUUGGAAAUCGACAUAGACGAUCGGGACUCCGCGUCAGUUUCCGAGUGCCUUCUCCGAUCGAUUUCACCGCCGGCGUUAAUACUUCGGGGAGGAUUUGUGGCGAAUUGGCGGACACAGCAAGCACGGCGCACCAUCUCCCGGCGGCAAGAUCAAAGGAAUGCAAGCAAACAAAGCCGCUAUCAUCUGGGCACUUCGUCAAACCAGGGGCGGCCAGGCCAGCAGGUCACCACCGAGCGACAAUGCCGCAGCUCAACGGUAGUGGCGGCGACGAUCUAGGGGCGAGCGACGAGACAAUCUCCUUCAAAGACGAGGGGGAGCAAGAAGAAAAAUCGGCUGAAAACGUCUCUAACGACCUCAGCGAUAUCAAGUCCAGUUUAGUCAACGAGUCGGAAAGUUCUCAGAGCGGCGCGGUACCUUCAGAGGGUUCCAAGCCACCGUUGCAAAGUUAUCCCAGGGAGGACUCCAGAAGAGGGGACGAAGGAAGCAAAGCAGAGAGUGUACCAGUCGUCAGCCGGGGACCAGCAUAUCUUACUCCUGGUGGAGUUAUAGUUUCCAAUAUGGGCGUCUACCCACAUCCAAAUGGCUCUUUAGCGGCCAGUGCAACGUCGAACAAAGUCUCAGUUGUACACGGUCCCCCACAUCCCGGGCCUCUAACGCAAUUGAUGAUGUAUAGCAACGAGCACUUUGCACCAGGCACGCCGCCACACAUAGGGGUCCCACCAAACUCCAUAGAAGUCGAUCCCAAAACAGGCAUUCCAAGGCCACGACACCCGGCAGACUUACCUCCAAUGUACGCCAUUCCGCCAAAUCAGCUUCCUCAGCUGGGGCCGUCCUACCCAAAGAUCGAAGAGUACCAUUCCCAAGCACUAUGGCAGAGCCAGGGUGUUUACCCCAUCAGUGCAGCAGGGUACAGACACCCCUACCCUACAGCCAUCGCUGUCAAUGCCACCAACAUGCCUAGGGAGGAACCAAUAGGACUGAGGGAUGAAGCAGGUUAUUUCCUUCUCGGCAGGUACCCCGUGCUGCAGCACCCCCACCACCCAGGCAUGCCGCCCACGGGGAUCCCCCACCCUGCCAUCGUCAGCCCCCACGGGAUGAACCUCAAGCACGACCCCUCACAGAUGCAUCAAAAGCAAGACCAGAAGAAAGAGCCAGAAAAGAAGAAGCCACAUAUCAAGAAGCCUCUCAACGCAUUCAUGCUGUACAUGAAAGAGAUGAGAGCGAAAGUCGUUGCAGAGUGUACGCUAAAGGAGAGCGCGGCAAUCAACCAAAUUCUAGGAAGAAGAUGGCACGCACUACCACGAGAAGAGCAGGCCAAGUAUUACGAGCUGGCAAGAAAGGAGCGGCAACUCCACAUGCAGCUUUACCCCGGCUGGAGUGCCCGGGAUAAUUACGUACAGGGGAAGAAGAAGAAGAGGAAGCGCGACAAGCAGCAGGGAGAUACGUCGGAAGUGUCCAACCCGAAGAAGUGCCGGGCGCGGUUCGGAUUGGAUCAGCAGCAGGCCUGGUGCAAGCCUUGUAGGAGAAAGAAGAAGUGCAUUCGCUAUAUUGGCGAUGACGGAGACUCCGACGACGCCUCAACGCCCGGAACCGCCUCGUCCCCGCUCCCGUUACCUCAGCAGUCCCCCAUCGCCCUGACCACCUCCCCCUUCCCUGUAAUCAGCCAUGCCGCAGAUCUCUCCAGCACCAUGGCUGGCCCCAUCAACCUUAGCCAAUCAUCAAAUGCCGCCACGUCGUCAGCAACGUUAUCAACAUAUGGUUCUGAACUGUCAAAAACAGUACCUUCAUCGAACAAUACGAUAUCAGUAUCAACUCCCUCAGCGUCGGUAUCAACAACGUUACCACAUUCAACAGGGUCAAGCAGCUCUUCACAGUCAAUAUCAAGUCAACCAAACAAGUCAACGCCCAACACGUGAUCCCCACUUGUCUGCGGGAAGCUGUAUCAUACUUUUGGAGGAGGGGGGGUGUGUUUGGAAAAAAUAUUUUAGGUGCCAAAAUUCACCUUUAAGGCCAUUAUUGUAAGAUGUUUGUAGUGUAGAUUUUGUGAGCGUGACUCACUGAGAGAUCUGUAUAGUGCCGUUUUUUGAUGGCGUAUGAUGUAGUCCUGUGCAACAAGGCUUGUAUAGUGUACAUAGGUUGUGUAAAUGUAUGAACAUUGUUCCAAGUUGUAGUGCAAAAUACCAAUUUGAUACUGGGUCCUAGUGCUUACUAUUUUACAAGUUGAAUGAAUAUUGAAAGCAUUGUCAGUGUAUAACAUGAGGCUGAUUUUUGUGGCUGUGGACAGAUUCAGUUAAGGCCCUUUCCCUGAGCACAGUUGAAAUUAAACCCCUCCAUUAAUGGUACAACCUGACAAAAAUCAGUCCUCAUACCAGUACUGUCAGACUGUACCAUUAUAGAAGAAAGGGAUAACAAUGUGUACUGGCAAAGGCUCUUUAUGUGCUGCCUUUAGAAUAUGUUAGUGAUAUUUUUUAUGUUAAUGUUCCACCUGAAAAAAGACUCUUGCAGGACAAGAUGCUGAGCUUAGUUCAUUUUGCUUACAUUUCUUGGUAGAGAAACUUAGAAGAUGAAGUAGCGAACUUUAGCAAAGAAGUUGAAACUCCCCAAGGAAAGAUGUUGCAGUGUUGUUUGGAUAUAGAGCAGCGCAAACAUUGCUCAUCUUGUGAGGUAAAAACAAACAUCUUUCCCCGUCAAGUCUGGCUGACAUUGUUGUCAACUGAUUACUCACAAAUUGCAAAACCUAGAGUUGACUCACUUAAACAAAAGUCGUUAAAUAGUUGUUUGAGUGAAACAACUUUGAGGUGAUUAUUCAAAGUUGAACAAUGGUAGUCAUUUUUGAAUCAGGAAAGACCCAGAUUCCUGGAAUUGGCUUCCAACUUACCUUAUAAGGACAUGGGUAGUGAAGAGUCAGAAUUUCUUAAUGUUAGAUGAAUAGAUGCUGCCCAGUAGCCAAAAAGUUUAAGUACAUCUUUUGUUGCUUCAAAGCUAAUUUUAUGUCACAUUACAGUCUUUUUUUAUUCUUUAGAAAACCGGCAGCACAUAAAAAUAGCUUUAAUCUGAAUUGUCACAGCCAAGACAGCAUUGGUUGCUCCAGUACCAUAUUGUAUAUUCUUUUAGUAUUUAUUUGUACAAUUUCAAUGUUGCAGAUAUUUGUCUUCUUAUCCUUUGAGAGAUGUGUAUGAUAUUAUAUUAUGUGUAUUGUAAAGCCAUUUUUCUCUUAAGUUGAGAAAAAGUGCCGCAAUGCUAUGUCAGUGUCAACUCCUGUGUGUAGGUCUUUUAUCGAAACUCUUGGUGUAUGUUUUAUUAAUGACUGUUAUGUGCUGUAUGCAAAUGUAUGCAAAUGCAAGUCUCUUUGUUUUGUCAGAGUGUGCAAAUAUUUUUUUCCAUUCCAUUUUUGCAGGCAACUUAACAUGACUGUCAGAAUAUUGGAUUUUACACAUUUCUCUCAAAAAUUUCGAGAUGUAACCAACAAAGAGAAUGCAGUUCAAAACGCUCAGAAGCCAUGCACUUAAGUAGCUUCAGUAGAGGUUGAAAUAUGCACUUCUUCUUCCUACAUCAUAUUAUGAUAUUCGUGAAGUAGGCACUACUUAAGAGUGAUUAACCAAUUUGUUUUAGCAGUGGUUGUUUUUCCGUCAAGAAGCAGUGUGGAUUGAAAGCUGUUCUUGUCUCUAGUGAACCUCCAAACAUUGUUUUUACAGAUACAUGUUCUGUCUGCCUAAGUGCUUGUGCGGAUACAUGUAUCUGUUGUUUUUUUAAAGUCGUGAGCAGUUGCCUGCAAAUGCUUUGUGUACGUAGAGCCUGUCAAAGUUGUAAGGAGUUGCCCAAAGUCGGCAUCCCAUGCCGUCUUGGAUCCGAGCAACUCCUGUAUAUCAGUGGGAAUGCUGUAUGGUAUACAAUGUAGUAUACGUCUGAAUGUACGGAAUGGCCAGCAUUCUUUGUUUUUAGAAGCUGCUACUGACAAACCCAAUAUAACAUCAUGUAGGCUACCCAGGGCCCCAAAACAAUCAUGACAAAAAUGUGAAAAUUGGCAUCUGUUGUAUUUUCAUCUUAUGUGUUUGUACAGAAAACCAUUUUUUUUUAAUUGCAAACUUCUCUGACGAAUGUUAAGUUUCUCCCAUGUGUGAGCAAUACAUGCUCUUCAGAUGAUCAACAACUCAUUCCCACAGAAAAGCAUAGUGUAUGGAAAUAUGGAAAAACAUGCUAGGCUUUACUUCUUGUCUUUUAGCAUUGAAGAUGGAAACAGGGUUCUCAUACUAUAGGUGUCUCUGGUAACUUCACUUUGGCAACUGCUGUAUUGUAGCAGGUUUCAUAUCAGUCACUCAACGUUCUUCUGACAGUUUUUGUCAAUUUCCUUGGUUUGGAAACAUUUAUUUAAAAUGACACAAGCAAUAUUAAAAGAAAUGUCUUGACAAUGUAUUUUUGAACGUAGUUGGAUAUUUUCUUUUAUUAUUUCAGUAUUUUCUUUUUGGUGUAGAAAAAUACUGUUUAAUUCUGGACUUUAAUUUUGGGAUUUUUUUUCGAAGUCCAAAAUUGAAGACUUUUAUGAGGAGAACGUUGUUAGUUUCGAUGGAAACCUUUUAUGAUUUUUGCUGUUGUCACUAUUAAGGGUAGCUUCUGAUUGCUGUAGAAGGUACAUGAGCAAUAUAUCAGCCUGACUACUAGUUUUGUUGUAUGAAUGCCGUAUGUAUUUCUGUAAUAAAACCCACGCUGGUUGUGAACGUAA